AGCGGCGUGCGUUGCAGUGUGACGUCAGGGCGUCGUCCCGGGCCCGCCCCAGCCAUGCGCGUUGGGCUUGUUGUUGGCUGAUUGUUAUGACUGGCCGAGGCCUCGGACUAAAUUAGGAGAGCACCCCCGUCGUCGCCCCUGGACACCCGCCAUGGAGGGCAUGGAUAUGGACCUGGACCCGGAGCUUAUGCAGAAAUUCAGCUGCAUGGGGACAACCGACAAGGACGUCCUCAUCUCCGAGUUCCAGAGGCUGCUAGGUUUUCAGCUGAACCCGGCCGGUUGCGCCUUCUUCUUGGACAUGACCAACUGGAACCUACAAGCUGCCAUAGGAGCGUACUAUGACUUUGAGAGCCCGAACAUCAAUGCCCCGUCAAUGUCAUUUGUGGAGGACGUGACGAUCGGAGAGGGGGAGUCUGUGCCCCCCGACACGCAAUUCACAAAAACGUGGAGAAUACAGAACACAGGAGCAGAGUCUUGGCCCCCAGGGGUGUGUCUGAAGUAUGUGGGCGGAGACCAGUUUGGCCAUGUGAACAUGGUAAUGGUUCGCUCACUGGACCCGCAGGAAGUGUCUGAAGUCAGCGUGCAGAUGCACAGCCCCACCGCGCCCGGCAUGUACCAGGGCCAGUGGCGCAUGUGCACAGCUACCGGAUUCUUCUUUGGGGACGUGAUCUGGGUGAUCCUGGGUGUGGAGGUAGGAGGCCUCCUGGGUGUGACGCAGCAGCUGUCCUCCUUCCAGACGGAAUUCAACACCCAGCCACACCGAAAGGUCGAGGGCAACUUCAACCCUUUCGCCUCGCCGCAGAAGAACAAGAACGCAGGGGAGGUCGACAACAGCCUCAAGGACCCUGGGGGCCCAUGGGAGCCUGCCCCAGACCAAAUCCAGGAAGAUCAAAACGGACUGUCUCACAACUCUGUAAAUAUAGCACCAAACAGUCUCCAAAACAACUUAUCACUAGUGACGUACAGUCAGGGUAUCCACGGUCCCUAUCCUUUUGGACAGUCUUAAAACACGGGUAACGCCAAGAAUAGACCCCAUCGCCGGACAACGGCACGGGAUUAGCCGAGGGGGAUCUUGGAGGUUUGUUACUGACGUUUUAGCGGGCCCCUCGUAGUGAAAACAAGACGACAAAAAAAAAAAAAAAAAAAAAAAAAAAAAUAGGUUUUUUUUUUUUUUAAAUCCAGGUCAAUACAACAACUCCAACAGCAACAAACCAACCCAACGUAUGCAUGUGUGAAUGCUGAAUUUAAAGGAGCGCUGUGUAUCGUUUUAAAAGAGAAAAGAAAUGAGACAAAUGUUUUUAAAAAAUGAAAAAGGAAGUUAUUGUCACAUGUAAAGUAUAAUUUGAGAGAGAAAAAAAAGCCAUUUAAAAAUGAUUUUGCCUAUGGAGCGAUUGUAGUUUUGAGCAGAUGUUUUAAUUGUAUUGUAUCUUGUUUCGUUCUGCUUUUCAUUCAGUGAUCGUGUAUACUUUAUGGGCAAGCUGUUGCGUGAAUCUCUUUUUUUUCUUUGUUUAAGCGCAGUAGCUGAUUUUGAAUGAGUGGUAUAAAAUCUAGCUGCACUGCCUGCCCUCUCGCAUGCAUUAUUUAAUAGGACUGUGGGAAAAUCAUACAUUUCACCAACAUAUACUGUUUGGUAUUUUAAAAACGUGGGCGAUUUUUAAAAAUGAAUUGCAAACAUGAAACAGAAACCCCCUAUCUCCACUCUCCCAUUAAUCAUGCUUCUAAAAACCAAAGGGUACCUACCUGUUCUGCCAGCUGACAGAAAUGCAAAGCCUAAAUGCUUUAGGUGUCUGACAUGAAUAGCUGCUUUUUUUCCAGUAGUGGGCGCCAUUGCAUAAAUUCAUUACUCCUUUUUUUUUUUUUUUUUGUUUUGGCUUUACCUACUGAAAUUACAUACCAGUAGUAUACUAUAUUAAUCUAAAAACACCACCGUCGUUUUUAAACUGGAGAUCCGUGCGAUCUGAUUUACCUCCCUUUUUUAACUGAUAAAUACACUAUUUUUUAGAUUCUGAGCCUUACUGGUGCUUUCUUUUAUCGCCCUCUAGCGAACUGCAUUAUCGCAGUUGAGGUAUGUGAGUGCUGUACAGAAUAAGAAGGUUUUUUUGUGUGUAGCAGCAAGCCUUGUGACACUGUGUGCAGUGCAGAAUUACCUUGGGGACACAAACCGAGGCUGCUAAUGUAAGAAUAGCUUUUUUUUUUAAAAAGAGUGGUCCUUCUAACAACACUACUGAGAGCACUAGUGGCUUUAUACGUGUUCCAUGAUGGCUUGCGUGGCCCCUGGUCUGAUUCAAGCCUUCCUCGUUGCACACUAUGCUGUGCCACCAAGAUGCGUUCAAUAGAAAUACUGCAGCAAAGAUUCCGUGUAAACAGGAGUGCUUUUUUUCAUUGUUUUGUUUUUUUGAAAUCCAGCAUCAUGUGCAAGUGAAAGGUGCAGCAAUGGGACCUGUGUGUGUUGUUUUUAUUUUGGGGGGGGGUUGCAUGGUUUCAGGUUUAUAAAGGGUAUCCACACUGAAUUUCUAGGUGCACUCUGAAGGUUCAAGGGCAUGUGUUGGUAAGUGGAGACAUGUUCAUAGGCUCAACUACACGUUUUUAAAGGCAAAGUGUUGAAGAGAAAAAAAAAAGCACCCACUUUUGGUUGUUUUUAAGUGACCAUAAAGCCACAUUCAGCAGCCACAUACAUUAACUCCUGUUUUAUUAAACAUUUAUAUUUUUCUCGUGCAUCAAAAAUGGUUGCGAGCACGGUACUAGAAGAGGCCGCGGUGAAGGAGUGUAACGGAGGCUGUGUUGCGGUUUGCAGAGACGAUGGUGGGCUCGCUCGCUCACUAGUCACUGGAUGGAUCACCUUCAGGUGUGCCUCUCCGUUAACGCUUCUACAGCCUUAUAAACCACACUGGAAGAACUGACAAGAGCUGGCAGUUUUUCUUAUUGUUAGGCCAAUGCUGUCUUCUGUGUGCAGCUUCAGGUGGCAUUCUGGUUCAAACGUGGCUCUAUUUGGAACAAAGACUGACAGUGGUGGUUUUGCUUCUAAUUAAAAAAAUUCAGCUUGGCUAAGACUGCCAAACUCAUUUCAUUUGGGAACUGAGAUGAGCUGCAGCCCUAGACUGACCGACUGACUGACUGGUUUGUUUCACAGACCCCAACUGGGUAAGAUUAGAUGAAAUUGAUGUUGACUGUAAAAAGAUUUUGUUUUUAUUUGUAUUAAGUGACUGAAGCUUUUGACACAAUACAACACGAGCUCAACACGCAAUCCGUGCAAGGAUCCGAUACAUUUACAAAUCGGUAGAACCAAUACAAAAGUUUUGAACAGUACCGUUUGGUUCUGUACGCUGUUUUUACAGAGUUUGCAUCUACCUGUUCAUUUUAAGAGUUCUGUUUCAAGGUGGCUCAGUUGUCACUGCCUUUCGCUGGUAAGUGAAGUGAGUUUGAAGAUCUUCAAUGUAACAGUGUUUGCAGAAGACACCCUGCACUGACAAAUCGUACAGACUAACCUUUUCUGUUCUCUCAGCCGUCUGGUUUGAGCCUGGCAUUGCAGUCAGCGUUUUUUUCCCAUUUUAGCUGGGUCAGAGUUCGAAGCCAGAUUUUAAAUGGAACCACAGGUGCUACAAAACUGCAAUAAAGAAAAUCGUUCAACCUGAAAUGUAUUUUAUAUUUAUUGAGGUGAAGAAAGUAGUGUAAGAUGCCCUCAUUUCUUUAAGUCAUUGUUUGCAUAUUUUUUAAAUGCAUGUCGGUUUAAUGUUUUUUUUUUUUUUUUUUUUUUUUUUUUUUGGAAAACAAGAAGUUGUCUAUUGCCAACAAUCACACAGUAAUCCAGUUGUUCUUGUCAGUUUUACGUUGUUUAAUCAUGCUCUUCAGUCAGUUUUGCAUUCUGUUUAUUUUUCAUAACUUUUAAGCUUAACCACAAACCUUCUCGUCUCCUAAAGUAUACACUAUCCUGCCUUUUGUUUUAUUGUACCAUGUUCCUUGACCUUGGUUUGUAUUUCCGUGCGAGAGUUUUUCUGUGUUGGGGUGAGUGUAUAUUGAGCAGGGUGGCAUGAUGGGUGAGUCCUGAAGUCUGAGUAGAGUCCUAUGAUAGCACAUUUAAAAAAAAAUAAAAACAAAUGUAAAAAAUAAACAAAUGAAAGUUUUUUUUUUUCCUUUAUGUAUAAAUGAACAUUUAUAUGAUUAAAUUAACACUGAAAAAAAUACAAUAAACGUGGAGUUUCGAGUUUUAUUUCUUUA
This is a messenger RNA of Polyodon spathula (Mississippi paddlefish), 4215 nucleotides long. RefSeq names its product protein ILRUN-like. Gene Ontology annotation, biological process: macroautophagy. The transcript has 5 exons. Bases 152 to 1006 code for a protein of 284 amino acids. The record is from RefSeq and is a predicted model, not a curated record. Gene Ontology annotation, cellular component: phagophore assembly site. Lineage: Eukaryota; Metazoa; Chordata; Actinopteri; Acipenseriformes; Polyodontidae. Gene Ontology annotation, molecular function: ubiquitin binding.